Messenger RNA from Carassius auratus (goldfish), 2732 nucleotides. RefSeq names its product dual specificity phosphatase 8b (gene dusp8b). The record is from RefSeq and is a predicted model, not a curated record. Gene Ontology annotation, molecular function: MAP kinase tyrosine phosphatase activity; MAP kinase tyrosine/serine/threonine phosphatase activity; protein tyrosine/threonine phosphatase activity. Gene Ontology annotation, biological process: negative regulation of MAPK cascade; peptidyl-tyrosine dephosphorylation. The transcript has 5 exons. Gene Ontology annotation, cellular component: cytoplasm. Bases 323 to 1951 code for a protein of 542 amino acids. Lineage: Eukaryota; Metazoa; Chordata; Actinopteri; Cypriniformes; Cyprinidae.
UCUGAUGAGUCAGGAAUGUGGUUGCAUGCCUUACACAUGAGCUAUUACUGAACACAGGCCCCAGUAGAGCACAGCCAGUGCGCUCAUUCACAGACGGGCGGGAGCGAGCGAGAGGGAGGAGGCUCAACAAUAGAGAGCAGGAGCGCGCAGAGCCCGAGUCAGAAGUGAAGAGACGCGCGAGAGCAAAGAGCGCAGCUGCGGCGGCAGCUCAACACACACAAGCCUUUCCAUCCCCUGAUCUUCAGAGGAAGCAUCUCCACCUCUGUUCUAGCGCUCAUCUGAGCUCCGAGUGGAUUGUGGAGGUUUUCUGCGUGUGGCCUGGAUGCCCGUUGACCUGGUGAUCCCUCCUCCGCUGUGGACAGACAUGCACGAGAGCGAGAUGAGGCUGAAGAUGCGCGUGAGGCGCAUCAAAGAAGGGCGAGAUCUGAGAGGUGGCUUUGCUGCUUUCUCUUCCUGUUUUCCUGAGCUGUGUGAGAGUAAACCAGCCACUAUUCUACCUCUCAGCCUGUCCCAACCCUGUUUACCUGUGGCCAACGUCGGACCCACUCGCAUCCUGCCCCACCUGUACUUGGGCUCCCAAAGAGACGUCCUCAAUAAGGAACUGAUGACUCAGAAUGGAAUCACUUACGUUCUCAAUGCCAGCAACACCUGCCCCAAACCUGACUUCAUCAGCGACAACCACUUCAUGCGCAUUCCCGUCAACGACAGCUACUGCGAGAAGCUGCUUCCUUGGCUGGAAAAAACCAACGAGUUCAUUGACAAAGCCAAGGUGUCAAACUGCAGAGUCAUCGUCCACUGCUUGGCUGGCAUAUCCCGCUCUGCAACCAUUGCCAUUGCCUACAUCAUGAAAACUAUGGGCCUGUCUUCAGAUGAUGCCUACAGGUUUGUGAAGGACCGUCGGCCAUCAAUAUCUCCAAAUUUCAACUUCUUGGGUCAACUGCUGGAGUUCGAGAGAGGCUUGCAGAUGAGGAAGGGUCUACCCUGUGACCCUAUAAGGUUAUCAGGGAAGCCAAAUGAAAAAGUGGAGGAGGUUCAGAAGAUGGAACAGGAACGUUCGGAGGGCGAACGCUGUGACCAGAGGACUCUUCAAACUACAGAGAUCACCGUAAAGCCUCCGUUGCCUACAUCACUGCAGAAAGACCUAAGCUCCCUUCACCUGUCCAAUGAACGUAUCCUUCAAAACAAACGGCUCAAGUGCUCCUUCUCCCUUGACAUCAAAUCUGUCUACUCCUCGAGCCAAAACCAGCAAUCUUUUCCAAACUCCUCAUCGUCAGACUCUGAAAACAUACCCAAACUCUGCAGACUUGACCGCCUGAGGAACAGCAAUGGCGUAUGCCAGUACCCUUCAACUACGAACCACCCAAGCCCUACGGAGUCACAGUAUACUGAUGUAAAGUCCAGGAUGAGCCAGCAAAGCGAGAGGUGGGAAAAUGGUGGCUUGGAGAGGUUAACUCUUUCCCUCGAUCUGAAGCAGGGUAACUGCGGGCCAAGACCCCAGGAUGCCAUUUGCGAGACCAACUUGAAGGUGCCUUCUUUCCUCAGCUUGCCGCUGGGUACGUCUGCUUCUUGGACCAUGCAUAGAGGCUCAAAUGAGGCCACCACCCCUAUCACACCCACGGGUGACUGCCAUUGUUUCUUAGGCACUAAUGUGACACCAUCUGGAACCGGGAGCACCAUGCACUUUGGCAGCAGUCCUGUCUGUGGCAACUCCAAGCCCAGCAAACACGGAAGGGACAAAACGCCAGAGCCACUGGACUUUCAAAACAAUUGGCUCGAGGAUGGGAAAGCAGUUGUGUGCAGUGUAUCGCAAGUAGACAUGAAGUACAAGCGCCGCAGCUGCCAGAUGGAGUUCGAAGAGGGUAUUAACACAACACAAAGCAGCGAGGAAUUUGGGAAGCUGGGCAAGCAGUCCAGUUUCUCUGGCAGCAUGGAGGUCAUCGAGGUAUCCUGACAAAGAUGACAAUCUAACUCCAGGGAAAGCUGCUUAUUUAUUACAGAGUUCUGUUGUUAAAGAGCUUUGCAUCUAAGAUGGACUCGUCUCUGCCUCCUUUUUCAAUCAAGGGUAGAAAAUGGGUAACGUAGGAUACACUAAAGAUGGCACUCACACCAAAGACCUCACGGAGUGACCUUUUUCUGGCAUGUCUUCCUGUGGUACACUAAAAAUGAAGGAGGACUGAUGGAGGACAUCCUUUUAGCAUGAUCAUUCAAAGACACUAUACAUGAAAGAAUGAAACGAGUGUGUGUAUUUGUGCAUUUAUGCUGGUUUUGAUGCAAAUUAGGGAAGUCGCACUUAAGGGGGAACUGUAUGUAUGCCCAACUUUGAGAAGAUGUAAUUGCUGUGCGACUAUUAUUUUUUUCAUUGCCCAAUGUUAUAUUUACCUAUAAAUUGAGUAAAAUAGGGCAGUUGCAUUCAAUAAUGUCCCUAUUCAGUGUUAUAUUUUUUAUGAACAGUGUAAUAAAAGAGUGGAAAUAUGAAGUGUAUGUUCGAGCUGAGGUUCUCUCAGAUCUACUACUGUGCACUGAGCAUGCUCAGAACGGCUGGCUACCUACAGACAGACAAGCUGCAUCCAGCAGCACUAUGUACUAAGCUGUAAAUCUAGACAUAUUUACAUAUAUAUGUAAAAGACAUUUACUUCAACUUAAAAGGUCUAUUUAAAGUUUCAUGCAUUUUUGCUUUAAUUUAUUGUAUUGGUUUCAUUCUGGCAAUGAGCAAUAAUAUAUUAUUUGAAAAC